AUGCGCGUCAUAUCUCACGCCCUACGGUGCCUCGUGGUCUCCCUCGCCUGCCUUGCAGCCGUUGUUAGCGCCGCCAAUGGCGAUGUUUUGGAAGUCGAUGUCGUUUUCCCACGGAAUGAGACUUACGCGCCCACGGACUCAUUCCCCGCUAUGGACUUCACCUUCAACAACGACGGCCAGACAGCGGACCUCGUUGCCGCUACCGCGAGGAACGAGACAUGCCUGGAGGAACUUGGCACCACCAUCAAGGUCACAGGCAAGACUCAGAGCAUCAACGACUUCUACUGGUCUGGGGGUUACACCUGCGCCGUUUUGGAACUUUCAUCUCCGACGCCCACCCCAAACCCUUGCGCUGUCAGGAUCGACUCGGCUACAGCUGCCAGUAUCUCCGCUUCCUACGUCGCCAGGUUGUGCAGCGUCACCUUCCCGCCAGACUACUGCCCACCAGAGGAAGACAGUGCCUCCCGCCGGCUGGCGGUUGCUGGCGUGGCAUCCUUAGCGGCCGCGUUUGGCGCCUUCGGUUUUCUUUGGCUGUGA
Chaetomium globosum CBS 148.51 is the source of this 537-nucleotide messenger RNA. RefSeq lists its product as uncharacterized. NCBI's taxonomy places the organism in Eukaryota, Fungi, Ascomycota, Sordariomycetes, Sordariales, Chaetomiaceae. The coding region runs from base 1 to 537 and encodes 178 amino acids. The record is from RefSeq and is a predicted model, not a curated record. The transcript is spliced from 2 exons.